Diplodia corticola is the source of this 1674-nucleotide messenger RNA. RefSeq names its product c6 transcription factor. Gene Ontology annotation, cellular component: nucleus. Bases 1 to 1674 code for a protein of 557 amino acids. Lineage: Eukaryota; Fungi; Ascomycota; Dothideomycetes; Botryosphaeriales; Botryosphaeriaceae. Gene Ontology annotation, biological process: positive regulation of transcription by RNA polymerase II. The record is from RefSeq and is a predicted model, not a curated record. The transcript has 3 exons. Gene Ontology annotation, molecular function: zinc ion binding; transcription cis-regulatory region binding; DNA-binding transcription factor activity, RNA polymerase II-specific.
AUGGCUGCCGAAAUGUUUGGCCCCCAGCCCGUCUCCUACGGCGCCCGCUUCAGCAUCAGCUCCUCGUCGUCCAGCCAGGCCUCGCCCUCGUCCAGCGAAUCCCCCCGGACCACCCCCAGCGUAAUAGACUUCCAGUAUCUCCCGGACCCCAACUCAAUCGACGGCAUCGUCCCCAAGAUCGAGGAGCUGGACGACGACGAUGACACGUCCAAGAUCUCCCCCAUCACCAACGAAUCCGUGCCCUCCCCGGACCGCAUUGUCGUGAAGCGCCCGCGAGGCAGGCCGCGGAAGCACCCCAUCGCACAGCCCGCCUCCAUCACCAAGCCCCCCAAGGGCCGCUCCAAAACCGGCUGUAUAACGUGCAGGCGGAGGAAGAAGAAGUGUGACGAGACUAAACCGGCUUGCUUGCAUUGCCAGAAGAACAACGUCCACUGCGAGGGCUACCCGCCCAAAGAGUUCUGGAAGAGCGGAAGGCAGAGGUCCAUCGUUACCCGCAGACAUAGCUCCGUGUCCGUGAACUUGCCCGUGCUCAUCGACGGAAUUGAGACCGACAUUGACCGCAAGUUCCUGGACCACUUCCACUUCAACGUCAGCCGCGUGCUCAGCCUGUUCGACGACGUUGGAGGCAACCCCUUCACCAAGAUCCUGAUCCCCAUGGCCAUCAGGCAUCGUGGCUUGAUGCAUUCGCUGCUGUGCCUUGCCGGCUCCCACGUUUUGUUACGCGAGAAAAAGCCCGAGUACGAGCACAGGCAGGCCUACCAUUUCGAUAACGCCAUCCGGAAUCUCCGAACGGACGAAAACAUGCAGCGGAGAUUCUCCGGAGACGACACCGCCGUUAUCGAUGACCCGACGGUCGCACAGACGCUGAUCCUCUGCCUCAAGUCCGUUACUGCGGGCGAGACCGACGGUUCCUAUCGCGCUCACAUGGAUGCCGCGAGACAUCUGAUCCAGAACCAAGAGUCUCCCAACAAGGAAUUCCAAGCCUUCCUGGUCGAGUUCUUCGUCUACCAUGACGUCGCCAAUUCCGUGACCGCCACCGACCGGAGAAGUAUUCUCAUGAUGGAUGACUUCCACCUCCCAGAAUACAUGAUCCAACCCGAGGCGGCCACCCUUCUCGGCGUCGUGGACGGCCUGUUCCGGAUAAUUUCCAACAUCAGGAAAUUGCGCGACAAGAUCAGAGCGAAGAAGGUGCAAGGCGUCAACCCGCCCGUAGAUUACGAGAUUCUCAACGAUGCCGUUUCCAUCGACCAGGAUCUGCGCGAGUGGAAGUGCCAACAAGAUGACGAAUACCGCUACUACACGUCCAUGCUCUACCAAGCAUGCACCUGGAUCUACCUCCACCGGACCAUCAAGCCUUCCAAGCCGGACCCCGCGCUGCACGAGGCCGUGGACAAGGGACUCGAAUACCUGGACAAACUGCCACCGACGUCGAAUACGCAAAGCGUCCUCCUCAUGCCGUUGUUCCUCUUGGGCUGUGCUGCAUUCGAGCAGCAUCAACGCACCCCCAUCAGCGAGGGCCUUGACAAGCUGCAAGACUACUCCAACCUCGGCAACAUCAAGUACGCACGCGAGGUCGUGCACACGGUAUGGGAGAUGAUGGAUUCCGGCAACGAGGACUCGUGGGAUUGGGAGACCAUCAUCGUCAACAAGGGUUGGGAUUUCCUGAUCACUUGA